UAUUAAAAACAAUCUGUCUUCACUCUUGACAGUUCUUUCAAGUUUUCAUCAAUUUUCGGCAUAACACGUUUCGUGUCGUUACGACUUAAAAAAUGCGUUACGUGGCCGCGUAUCUGUUAGCCGUGCUGGGCGGUAAGGCUUCCCCGGCCGCCGCUGAUGUAGAAAAGAUCCUCAGCUCUGUGGGCAUUGAGGCUGACUCGGAGAAACUUAAGAAGGUUAUCUCCGAGCUCAAUGGCAAGAGUGUUGAUGAGCUUGUUGCGCAAGGCCGUGAGAAGCUGUCAUCCAUGCCAGUAGGUGGUGGUGUUGCGGUUGCCGCCGGUGCACCUGCUGCCGCUGCCCCCGCUGCUGAGGAGAAGAAGGAAGAGAAAGAAGCCAAGAAGGAGGAAUCCGAAUCGGACGAUGAGGACAUGGGCUUCGGUCUUUUUGACUAAAUAUUUUUGUAAUGUUGUGCGGCGCACGCGGUUUUUAUUCCAAUUUUGGUGUAAGAGUAACUUGACUGUCGUCUAUGUUUCUGUGAAAUAUACGACAUAAGAAAAUAU
Papilio machaon (common yellow swallowtail) is the source of this 539-nucleotide messenger RNA. It is a transcript of the gene RpLP2, whose product is annotated as 60S acidic ribosomal protein P2. The transcript is spliced from 5 exons. The record is from RefSeq and is a predicted model, not a curated record. Gene Ontology annotation, biological process: cytoplasmic translational elongation. The coding region runs from base 93 to 431 and encodes 112 amino acids. Gene Ontology annotation, molecular function: structural constituent of ribosome. Gene Ontology annotation, cellular component: ribosome; cytosolic large ribosomal subunit. Lineage: Eukaryota; Metazoa; Arthropoda; Insecta; Lepidoptera; Papilionidae.